GAUGUAAGGAAAUUUGCCAUGUAAAUAACAUCGGAGCAUAUAUAACGGUUUAAGUUUAUAGAUAAGAACUGAUUUGUUUACAGGUAGGACAUGAAAAUAGGAAUAAUUUGGCCACGCGAUGGUACGAAAUGGGGACACAAAAAUGCGAAGUGGCGAAUUGACCCUUGGCCCCACCAGUAGAUUCAAGCAGUUUCCUUCCCUGCUUCCGCUUACACCUACCUUGUCAGCGGUAGCGGAAGCGCUCUGCACGUGGUCCAAUGGAAGCGACGCUUUCUCUUCCGGGGGGACCAAUGGGGUGGCGCGACACAAGGGGAGCAGGAAGUAGGUGAUCGUCAGGCUGCUGUACGAGUUGUUUGGCGGCGGGGUGUUCGCUUGGUGGCUGGCGAGAGACGCUGUGAGGCGACAUGGCUCUGCUACGACUGAGGACCGCAAAGGGUCCGAAUGCGGCAGAGAUAGAGAGAAAAAUUAAAAGAGGGAACGCCCUGAGGCAGGGGUCCUCGUGGCGGGGGUCUCGGGGGCUGCUGGCCUUGCUCCUGGUCGCCCUGUGUGCCUGUGCCGUCACGACGUGGCUCUACUUGGCUUCCUUGGAUAGCGACAUCACAGAAACCCUGGCCAGCCGGAGGGAAGUGAUCUCCCCUCAGCCCAGAGUCUACAGCGUCCAGUGCUCCGAGGACUACGAGAACUACCAACGCUACCCAGGUUGCACCCCUCAGAAGUGUGGCCGGGCUGUCACGGACGGCGUGGUGACGAGCGAGGAAGCUCAGGCCCUCAGGAGGUUGGCUGAGAGGGGGCUGGCGCUGGCCGGGUCAGAGGGAGGAGCUUCCAUACUGGACCUUCACUCUGGAGCUUUGUCCAUGGGAAAACAAUUUGUCAAUAUAUACAGGUAUUUCGGGGAUCAGAUCACUGAUGUGUUCACAGAGGACGAUUUCAAGCUUUACAGAGACGUGCGGGGCCGAAUCCAGGCCGUCAUCGCUGAAACGUUUGGUUUGGACCCGACUCUGAUGUACCUCACCAAGCCCACCUUCUUCUCCAGAAUCAACAGCACCGCCGCCAAGACCCAGCACGACGAGUACUGGCACCCGCACAUCGAUAAGGAAACGUACGGCUCUUUUGACUACACUUCCCUCCUGUACCUGUCCGACUACGGCUCAGACUUUACUGGUGGAAGAUUUGUCUUCAUGGACCUAAACGGCAAUCGAACUGUGGAACCACGGGCAGGGCGAGUCUCUUUCUUCUCCUCCGGAUCAGAGAACCUUCACCGGGUGGAGAAGGUAACAUGGGGGACGCGCUACGCCAUCACCGUCUCCUUCACGUGUGACCCCAGUCACGCCAUCUCUGACCCCGCCCUACCCUGAGAGGCGUCCACGGAUGAUUUAGGACGGCGCCGCCCAAUGCGCUGGGGCGAGCCCUGCAACGACAGAUGGGAGGAAAAAAAAAAAAAAAGAACAUUACCAAGAGGAGGGAAAUGGUUUUGUUAAAUAAUCUUUAUAGGUGAAGCGGCUGCAAUGAAAAGCAAGCAGAUGACGAACACAGCAAAGACGGAUUUGUAAACGACACACUUUGUGAUGCUUUUUUUUGGGGGGAUCCAGGGAGAAAGCUACUUGAAGAGCCAGAAGAAGUUAUACUUCAGAUGGUAAAUUGAGCUCUGCUGAAACAGUAGCAGAUCUGCUCUCUUUGUUUGAGUGCAGGAGUUAAAAACAUCCAUACUUCUAAAAUGAUACUAGUGCACAAGUUGGGAUUUAAGGGCACAAGUUUCUUCAUCAUUCCACCACUGCUGAGGGUCCGAGUCCUCUGAAUGUACCCCCGUGGAAGUUUUGCUUCAUAUUCCAGAAAUGUUCACGUCCUGCAACAUUUCCUUUAAAAAAUGUUUUUCUGAUUUCCAGCUACAUGCCAACCAUCUUACUUCAAAGCUCCUCUUUAUUCAUUUUCAUAGCGAGACUCUUCCUUCAGCAAGAACCUUCUCUAUAUUGUGAGACAUUAAUACUCAAACCUGACACCUAAAAAUCAAAGCUCUUACACUGGAUACCCAGUGCUUCCUAAUUGCAGCUUUAUAGAGCUUGCCUUCCUGGUUACUGUGUCUCUGAAUGCAAAGAUUUUCCUCUUACCUUCGGUACCCUUUUAGAUUUCUACUUUCCUUUUGUGCCACUCUCAUGUUUCAUCAAAGUUAUUUUAAUAUCAGCGAUAACCUGAAUAAAUACCAAAUGAUGUUCUCAAUUCAUGAUUUCAAUUACUAAGUGAAUAAAGCUGUCCAAUCCAACCUGGCAGUAUGAAAAAGUAAUUACACCCUAAACCUAAUAGCUAUUCUUGGUGCCUCCAGCUGCUGUCAGGAGUUUGAAAUGUGUGACAAUGAGUCUUUCACAUCUGAAGGAUUUUUAGCCCGCUCCUCUGUGUAGAAUUGUUUAAAUUUAGCCACAUUGGAGGGUUUUUGAGCUUGAAUCACCUGAAAACUGAUUUUGCUGUUUACUCAGGUUAUCUGUGUUUGAUACAAAAAAAAACAAAUAAUAGUUUGAUCAAUGCAAAAAGAAUCUGUAAGGGAGCAUUUACUUUUUUUUUUUUUUUUUUGCACCAAUAUUCAUCUUCCAACAGUGUAGGUUGUUGGUCCAGUUGCAGUGGAAAGUUGUCAGGGUUCCCGCAGGUUUUCUUAUCAUUUAUUUCCAAAUCCCCGCAGCUCCAAGUGAACCCGGUUUUAAGAAGCAAAUCUUCAGCGACUCUCAGGGCCCUAGUUUGUCUCAUAGAAGUGAAUUUGUCUUUGUCCGCGUGCCAAGCUCUUUUCUAAUCUUGCCGUUUUGACGUACCGACCCGAGAGAACUCAAUGUGCCAAUGGCUCGUUUUAGCACACAGAUGUAAUGUUCUCCUGUUUACUUUUCAUUGUUAUUACACCAUAACACUUGAGCGAACAUUUUGUAUUUAUAAAAUCAGCCAAGAUUA
Fundulus heteroclitus (mummichog) is the source of this 2928-nucleotide messenger RNA. RefSeq names its product urotensin-2 receptor 2 (gene ogfod3). Gene Ontology annotation, molecular function: iron ion binding; oxidoreductase activity, acting on paired donors, with incorporation or reduction of molecular oxygen; L-ascorbic acid binding. The record is from RefSeq and is a predicted model, not a curated record. Gene Ontology annotation, cellular component: membrane. The transcript has 10 exons. Lineage: Eukaryota; Metazoa; Chordata; Actinopteri; Cyprinodontiformes; Fundulidae. The coding region runs from base 405 to 1355 and encodes 316 amino acids.